AUGCGGCGGGCCGACCCCUCCGCCAAGGCCCUCAUCUUCUCCCAGUACGUCACCACCAUCGAGUGGCUCAAGACGCGCCUCACCCAGGCCGGCUUCGGCUACCGCUUCAUCUCGGGAUCCAUGCCGCUCAAGCAGCGCGCCAAGGCCAUCAACGCUUUCCAGCAGGACCCGCCCACCACGGUCUUCCUGCUCAGCAUGCGCAGCGGCAGCGUGGGCAUCAACCUCACCGCCGCCUCCCAUGUCUUCCUUAUGGAGCCGGCACUCAACCCGGCCCUGGAGGAGCAGGCCAUCGGCCGCGCCUGGCGCAUGGGCCAGCAGCGCACGGUGACGGUCAAGAAGUUUUACGUCAAGGCGAGC
Molecule: messenger RNA, 357 nt
Organism: Chlorella variabilis
Lineage: Eukaryota; Viridiplantae; Chlorophyta; Trebouxiophyceae; Chlorellales; Chlorellaceae
Exons: 3
Source: RefSeq, a predicted model, not a curated record